ACCUUUCGUUUCUUUGGAAACUCUGUAAUCGUUUAAUGCAUAGCAAUAACCUGUAAAUAUGCUAAUAUUAUAACCAUGCUAUCGAUACAGCAUCGCACCAACGUAGUAAACAUCCAAUAGUGCACUGACACAUUCUCAUCUGUGAUAAUGUUUUACCAAGCAGAAAAAUUAUAGUGAACAAUGUGAGGUUAUGUGUUUAUUUCAGACUUUUUAUUUUCUAAUACUCGUGAUGGAUUUGGCUUGCACGCUCGGCUCCCAAUGUCGGAAUAUUUGCGCAGCUAAGUUUCUCUGUGGCUGUGACCGCUCUCUCGGCAAGGAGAUGUCAUCUGGGAUGGCCCCGCCAGCACUCAACUCCGGGCUCGUAGCUGAGGACUCCCAGGUCAGCCUCCACGUGGAAUUCCAUUCAGAUGCAAAAUAUUUUUUGAUAACUGUUGUUGAGCCCCAGUAAAUAUUAGAAUAUGAUCAUGUCUUUGAAACCGCAUUACAAUGACAAGUCUAGCUCGAAUAUGUUUGAUGUUAAUAAUAAAUAUUUGCAUAAAAAGUUCAAGAAGAUGGCAGAAACUGUUCCUGUCACGGAGAAAUGUAGUACUCAGGAUGAAACUGAAACCACCAGAGAAACCAUUGUGAGUAUCGGAAAGAAAGUUGCUAGUAGUGUGUCAAUUAACGGUCAAAGCAUCAUCGGAGCCGUGCCUAGUGAUUUAGAGGUAGCACACAACUGCAACAGAACAUUAACCUCAAAUGAGGAAACUGAGUUGACCGAUGAUGCAGCCAGUCAAGACAGAAAUGUUUUUGUUCAAUGUAAGUUUGGAUGUACUAAAAAUAGUGGUCCUGGUAAGUGCAUGCAUUACUAUUCAGACAAACUUGGUGAAGCUCGAAUUUACACUUUAGCGAAUCAAAAAGUGGGCAAUGAUGGAGACAGCAGUUCAAUGAACCCAUUCAACUGUAAAAACAAAGCUUCAAACCGUGAUGAUGCCCAUUCGUCAGUAGAUUAUUCAUCACAGCAAGAUGGUUUUAGAGAAGUGGAGACAAACAACAAUCAAGACUGCUCCAAACAGAUCUACAAACCCAAAUUUAAAGCAGCUUUACAUUACGAGGAAGGGGAAACGGAAAACAAGCAUGAAACUAAGUCACCGUCGAGCCAGCUCUCCAACCACACAGCAGUCACGUCGCCAGCUUCCUCUUUGGACUCGGUCGCAGUGUUGAGCCACAGAAGUCCAUCAUCAGCAAGUUCAGAACAUUCAUCCUAUCAGUUAGCCAAACCUGAUAAUGGUGAAGUAAAUGUUGAUGCUAACUAUCCGGACAGUGUGUACAGAAGUAACCAGCGGGAUCCGUCUCUCUGCAGGCAGUCUCCGUUCAUUUCGAUUCCCCCUCAUUUCAUGAAACCCCAUUUCCCACCAGGUGCUUCCAUGUUAUUGCCAACCACAGACGAUCACUCUCGCCAUCAACUGCUGCUUUCAGCUCGACAGCCCUCGGACACAAAACUUUUGUUGCCGUUUAGGCACUUGGAAGGUGACUCUGCAUGUUUGCAUGGCAACCAACCUUUAAACUUGUGUGCUCCAGGUAGUGUGUAUUCAAAAAUUGAGACUGCAUCCAGUGGAAGUGACGCGUACAACCGCAAACGAUGUCUUACCCAAGAGCAUCAAGGUGCUUCCAAUUACAAAUGCAAGAAAAUGGUUUUGCAGGGAAAUGCAAGUCUUGCAUCGAUUGAAAAAGUUGAGAAGGGGCAACUUCACAAUGGGGAAAGUAGUAAAUUGUUAGGUGGUCCCGAAAGGUUUACUAUAAAAGACCUUUUGUUGAAAACAGGAGGAAGGAUUCAGGCAGUUGAGGUAAUGCAAGGCACCCUGAAAGAAGUGGCCCUCAGUGAAGUAAACGCAGAUGCAGGGGAAGGCUUCAUCGCAGACUUCAAUGCCAUGUCUCCAAACAAGUCGUCUUGCUACACUUGUGCAUUUUGCAAGUCCGGUUUUGAAACGGCAGCGGCUUUGAUCGUUCACCAGCAACUGUACUGCAGGCAGAAACACCAGUUGUACAGCAGUGACUUGCAUCAUGUUCUCGACAAAGACUCCAAGAGACCUUUCAAUUCCUCGGACCGCAUUUCAGUAAGUUUGAGCAAAGAGACGCGGCCACUGACGAUGCAGGUCGGGAACACUCGCGCGACCUCACCGUCCCUGUCGUCUCCGGGCCCUGUCCUCGGCAACACCCUUCUGGUUGCCAAGGACGUGCGUCACACACAGAGCAGUUUGGACGAGCACACGAUGAGCCUUUCCAAAAGACGUCGCCUUGAUCCAGAUUUGCGCAACUCUCAAGGGGCCAGAUCCAUGGGACCAAUGCUCACAGUGACAGACAUAUCGGGCUCCAUGUCCUCUGUGAGGAAGAUGGACGAAUCACUAAUGGCUGCAACUCAUCACGAUUCACAUCACUCGUUCGGAGAAGUGCAAAUAUUAGACGGUGCGGGCAGGACAAUGUCUUUACUGGGCAAUACAUCAAGACCACUUGGGAGCGUGGCAGACGUAUUUCUCAGACUUCCAAGCCACAUGAGACCACAUAGUUUUCCAAUCCCUGGCAGCAUGCCUGCCACAGCUGUCGAAGAAGAUAUUCCUCGAUGUGUCAUUGUGAAUUCUGAAUCACACUCGGCAGGUGCUGUCGUUCAUAUCGCACAGGAUUCAUCCAACACUUCGGCAAACCUGUCUCCUGGCAGCGUCAUUAAGUGUUUACACGUUUCCGGUGGUAGCGUCACCAUAGACGCGCGUCAGCGAUCCAAGUCUUCCUCACCUGUGCGGAAGUCUUCACUGAAUGUGUCGGGUGGUGGCAUUUCAAACACUCCACCUCCGCCAUUCUCAUUUCCUUCUGAAAUCCACGUGUCUCCUAAUACUGCAUCCACCACAAACUCGCAUUCUCAUGUGGCAAAACAUCUUAUGCCAGUGUUGUCAAACAUUUCGUUGCCAAAUUUAUCCACUGCAAAAAUACCCGUUCAUACUCUGGGCCAUCACUUGCCAUUUAUGCCGUAUUUCUUGGGGCUGCCAGAUUGUACAGUGGUCAGUUCUGUAAACCUCGCCGCGAGUGUUAGUUCUCAAACCACACCACAAGCUGCAUCUUCGCAUCGAAUGUCUGGUGCAUUCACUUCGCCAGACUCAAGUGGUGCACUCACCAUAGUACAUCAGGGUAAAAACAUUCCUUACGUGCCAGGCAUGCCGGGACCACAAACUUUACUAGUGAGCACCCCUGAGAAAAUGUCUGGCAGGGAUGAAAGGUUUUCAGAACCACUCGACUUGGCAUUUUCCCCAAAAGAGGGUUCACUGCCAUCUUUUUUGGUAAAACGUGGACAAAUUGAGGAUGUUUCAAUCUCGAAAUCAACCCCCAAGACGGAAGACAGCUCGACAGCACACAGAACGGAACGCCACACCGAUAACGGUGGCUCAUCGGAAAGUAAAAGAUACGUCACGAUCGAGCGGAAGGCGGCGGUGUUACAUUCCCCUGAACGGCCGCAGGCCAAGCCACUGGCGGCAGUGGAACCGAGAAUUGUGCAGAUCACGACGACUAAAGCAGACGGUAAGCAUCAUGCAGCAACAUCUCUCCCGAUGCAAGGUACCUCGGUCAUUCGUGGUUCAGACGGCAGCAGACCAGGAGUGUACGAGCCAACGUCCGGCCACAGAGGCUCCAGAAGCGGCAAUCUGCCCAAGCAGAGCAGCCACGGGGACAAGAAGGAAGACUGUUCCGGCGGGCAGGAAGCAGCGAAGGAGGAGAAGGCGAGGGAAGGGAAGUUCCACCGACCGACGUCGCUCCCGCUGAAGCCCGAGGCGUUCGUGCCACGGAGGCAGUUCCAGCUGGGCUCGACGCCCAAUGGCAGCGUGGUACUGCAGGCGAGCCCUGAGACACCGCGUUCGCGCAAGUCCUUUGGCCAGUUGCACCUGCAGGGUAACGUGUUCACCUUCCUCAACCUGAAGAUCUCGACACGGCCGUUCUUCUGCAUCCUGACGCGCACGCAGCCCAUGUACGUGAUGCAGACCCCGGACAACCCCAAGCUGUCCAUGUACUCCAACUGGCAGAUAAAGAAGACGGCGUGCCCAAACCCGCUGGGCCUGAGCACCGGUGAGGCAUUGUCGCUGUACGACUCGCGCAACCGCGACGGCACCUACACGACGGCACGGCCGUACGACAAGGAGGCGAUGGUCUACACGCACUCGUCCUAUUGGCUCUCCAGAGCGGACAAGGGCGGGGCCGCGCGCCCCGAUUGGGAGAAGUCUGCGGGCGCCAGCAAGCGCAGGGAAGAGCACUCAAAGACAGCGGAGUCUGAGGCGUCGUCUGGGGAGCCACCGCCCAGGAAAGCCAAGAUAUUUGGUCGAGGGUUCGAGUCGAGGGAUGACUACACAUACGUCAAGGGAAGAGGCCGCGGGCGGUACGUGUGCAACGACUGUGGCAUCCGCUGCUUGAAGCCGUCCAUGCUGCGCAACCACAUACGCACACACACCAACAUCCGACCCUACGUCUGCCGGCACUGCAACUUCAGCUUCAAGACGAAGGGCAACCUGACGAAGCACAUGAAGUCGAAAGCGCACUACAAGAAGUGUGUGAAGCUGAGCAUCUUCCCCGUGCCGACGGUGGUGGAUGACAGCUACAUAGACGAGGAGUGCUUCGCCCAGCAGCAGGCGGCCCAGCAGGGCGAGAGUGGCGACACUGACUCGGAGGAAAAUGACGAAGACGAGGACGAGGAUGAAGAUGAUAAAGAGAGUGAGGUGAGCAACGACUACUUGGAGCACGAAGCAGCACACAGCUUGUUGAGUCUCUCGGAGCCCGUGCUUCCUGGCUGCACCAUGUCAUCGUCCGGCCUGGCGCCCGCCUCCUCGCACGCAGGGCGGCCCAGCACGUACCCUUACACUCUGAGCGAGUGGAAGCCCGCGGCCGGCAGCAGCACGCCGAGCGCGGGGCUCACGCCCGUGUGCGCGCAGACGGAGCGGGAGACGGUGCUGCGCAACACAAGCCUUGCGGGAGAGCUGGGCUGCUGGCGAGGGGACGGGAGGAAGGACGACCGUGGCGAGAUGUCCACCAUGGUGUAUCGCAGAGACGAUGCUGCCCCUUUCACGCACAUCCCCCGACAGCAGAGCGACGUGAGCAAGCACCACCGCGCGCCAGGCUGGCACGUGGCACCGCACGAUGACAAGGGUUCGACUGAUGGCCGAUCCACCGCCGACAAAGGUUCUGAUGCUGACGACGAGUAUGGCUCGAGCGUCUCCUGUUCGGAAGACGACUCUGAAACGAGUGUCCACAAGGACCAGCAGAACUAUAAUCUUGAUGUGAACCCCAAUGCAGCCACUCUCCAGCCGAUAGAUUUGAGUACUAAAAAUUUGGCAUCCGUACUACCGUAUGCUCGUAAAAAAUCAUCAAUGUCUUUCUCCACGACCAAAACUUCACCUUUCUGCUCUAGGCCGCAGCCUGCUGCAGGCACGAAGACGUUCGCACUUUUCCCAGGACCGGCAACUGCCGCAGUGUCACCUGGACAGACGUUUGAUUCUCAGGCACACGCCUCGGCAGAUCCGGCGGAAACCAACAUACUGCACAAGUACUUGACCAAGCGGGAAAUCGAGCAUUCGAAACUGCACGGGCAAGAUGAAUCCUUGCUUGUGGAAAUAUCUGGAGCUGCGAUGACACCAGCUGAAUCCUUGCAUCACGAGCACGCUCCAAGGGAAAGUGAUUCGGGACAUCAGCUGCGACCACAGUCGUUGCCGGAGAACGUGAUCGGCGACGUUUCUGCAGACAAGUACGCGCGUCUGGGGAGGAUCCACACGAUCCAAGAGAGUGCUCGUGCGGGCGUCAGCGCACUCGCCGAAGCCGCGCGGUGCAGCGACGGCUCCGACGUUUCGAGUGCAGACAGAGCCGGUGUCGGAGCCAGCGAUGCGGUCCCAGAAGUGCCUUCCUCCAGCGACAGCGCAGCGAAGAACGCGAUGAUCAGCAGGCUGGGGUUCAGCGGCCAGUCGUGGGUGCCCGCUACCAGUAACGCAGCCGACCCCGAGGCGAGGGCGGAGUUCCUCCCCCCGUCGACCAGGCCCCUGCCGGCCUACGUCAGGGUGAUGGAGGAUGGCCAGAGCAUGUGUGUGCUGUGCAACAAGGUGUUCUCGAAGCCCAGCCAGCUGCGCCUGCACGUCAACAUCCACUGCCUGGAGCACCCCUUCAAGUGCGAGCUGUGCGCAGUGUCUUUCCGCAAGAAGGGCCACCUGAAGAAGCACGAGGCCUCCGCCAGCCACCAGAACAGGGUCGGCUCGACUGCAGCGGUGCGCACUCUCGCGACUGCCAACCCCCGGCCGUUCAGGUGCGACGACUGCGACAUCGCGUUCCGCAUCCACGGCCACCUGGCCAAGCACCUGCGCUCCAAGAUGCACAUCAUGAAGCUGGAGUGCGUCGGCAAGCUGCCCUUCGGCACGUACGAGGAGAUGGAGCGUGAGGGCUUCGACCCCUACGACAUCGACACAACCGACUGCGAGAACUCCCUGGAGAGCCUGCAGGGGCUCGCGCAACGUCUCCACGAGAAGGACCCUAGCAAGCUGGGCCACUGGGGCGGAGGUGAUGGGGACAGCUUCCAUCCCCACUGCCCGUCUCCCGCUCGGCAGGACCACACGGCACCCCGCGAACUCCCGGUGCCGCCGAGCGCAGAGUGCCGUGUGCAGCGCAUGUGAGAGAGGACCACCUCGGCUCGUGUGCUUGUGUGUGUCGAAUGGUUGCGCUGAUUUACUCCAUUGAGUCUUGUAUUGUGAUUCAAUAGUUUUGUUGGUUGUCCAAUGGAGUUCCUAUUUCGUAUCACUGAAUGUUUUGAUGGAAAAUGUCCUUUUUGAAAGUUGGAAAGGCUACCGUUUUAGCUGGUAUUUCAUAUUGGCAUGUUGUAGUGGUAGGUGCAGACAAAACCUAUUUCUAGAAUUCAUUAUUUUUACUGGGACCGAAAAUUUUAAUGUUUUGUGGAAUAUUGCCAUUUUAAAAAAAAAAGGUAUCUAAAUGAGGUAUAUUUUUAUAUAAAAUAUUUUGAUUUUACUGUGUGUAUAGAUUCGUACUGUUUUCUCUGCAAAUUUGAACUAUUUAACUCAAGAGUUGAUGUUUAUGUGCCAAAAAUUUAAUUUAAUCAUUGUUAAUAUUUUAAAACAGCUUUAUUGUAGUAGGAGAACUAAUGGGAAAAUUUGUAUUUUCUUGCAGUUGAUAUUCUACUUGUGCGUACCUGCCAAAUUUCCCACCAAAUAUAUAUAUAUUUUUGUGUUUAAAGAAGUGCAGCAUAAUCUAAAUUUUAAAUUGUGAACAUAUACUAGUUAUUUAUUUUUGAAGAUGUCAUCGUUCAUGCAUUGCUGGCAUGUGCAGUGAGGAGAGCAAGAUGGCAACAUGACAACAAAUAGUGCUAAUUAUACUUGAAAGUCUGGUUGAGCCAGAAGGCUACUACUAAGAUGUAGAGUCAUGAAGUACGGUAACAAGUGAGUGAUGCUGAUGCAGUUUUGGUCUUGUUCCAACAGAAACUAGGGUUUGGAAGUAAAGGUCAGCAUAUUUAACUCAUCUGAUUAAAACUAAUUGAGGAAGCAAGUCUGAAAAUAAUACUGAUUCUCAGAGCCUCUAUGAAUGCAUCUUUUUUUUUUUGUUGCAAGAUUCAUCAUUUGUUGAGAAAAAGCUUGUUAAGUUUACCUUUAUAGAACGGUUUUUUAAACGCACAUAUAGACCCUUAAAAAAUGAAGGAACUAUAUGAUAUUAUUUCUAGUGUGUAUAGAUUUUUCAGAUGUCUUCCUAGUUUUUUAAACUGCAAAGUUGGCAGGUAUGCAUGCAAUUUUCUUUGCAAAUAGUUAGCAUUUGAAGUGUUAUUCACAGUAAAAAUUUGUUAAGUUGUCAGCUUGCCACUGUUGAGAACUGAUGAUUAGAAUUUUUAGAUGUUUUUAUUAGACUGUGACUUUACAGCAGUAAUGUAUCAAAAUUUUUACAUUUUUGUGCUUCCAUAUCUAUUGAACUAUUUUUAUAGAAUAGGGUGAAUUAUAUUGUUUUAUUGUAUCCAGGCUUGUAUUUUCUAGAGUACAAAGUGUAUUUUUGGAUUUUAUGUAAACUGGGUCACUUGUUAGUAUUCAGCAGUGGAAGGGAACUCAAGUCUACUGAGUUGUUACUGCAAGGAAACAUGAGUCACGGGUUGUUGCGUGGCUCAUAGUUGGUUAAAUGUACACAUUUGUUGUACCACAAGUUAGUUACUAAAAGUUGUUAGCAGUCUUGUAUGAAACUUCCAUAGUGGUUUAAAUCAAUAAUAGGUUAUAUUUACGAAUGUUUUCAUACAGUAACGAUUAUCACUUACAAAACUUCAGAACAUCUGUUUACAAAUGUGUGUCAAAUAGAUAUGCCUAUGUGCUAAGUGAUUCAAGUACAAGUUUGGUCAAAACAUUUUAUCUUCUUGUGGAAACUUUGGUCUCCGUCAAGUUCAGUUUCAAUGCUUGGUCCACCGACCUGUCAAUAGAGUUCAUCUGCGUGGGCCUGAUGCCCCAUCCCUUAUCAGCAACUUGAAAGGGUCCAACAAUCGUGACACAAGUCAUUUACUAUCAUCUUUCUACGGUCUAUUCAUUCUUGUAUUGCGUAGUUUUUUUUAUCCUCUGUAGUACUUAGUCUAUACCUGAAAAAGAGUCAUUUUUAAAUGAUGUUUUUGUACUGGUCAUUUAGUGUAGGAUAUUGGACCUUGGAACUACAGCACAGUCUUCGUGCAGAUCUGCAGUUCCCCGAGAUGAGGUCAGGUGUGUGCGUGCCAGCUCCAGAGUAGAGCUGUGCUGUGAGACGUGCAGGCUCGAGCUCUCUGCUCGCGAGUUGCACAGCCGGUGUCGUUGUGUGAUACUGAGAAUUGAGCUCAUUUCGCAGGAGUGGCGUGUGCUUGUUUCACUUAGUUUGUUUUUUCUGUUGAGAGUUUCUUGCAGUGAGAGUAAUUUUUUAACUAAUUAUGUUUGUUGUCUUGUGUAGUUACACAAAUGGAUGAAAGGGAAUUUACUCAUAAAAAAUUGUACUACAACUUUGUAUUUACAAACAUUUUAUUAUUUACAAAAUGAAAAUAUGCAGCAUAUCCUAGUGGCUAGUACGUACUGCAUUUUGGUGGGAAGUAAAGUAGCACGACCCUGCAAUGAGUUCACCUUGGUCUCACAUUGCGAGUUGAAGAUUUGAUCGGAGCUUCCGUUAUGUUGGAGCGCGGCAUUAUAGAUAAGUCAAGAAACUUCUUAGCUUUUCACUCUGCAUUGGUACUUUUGCAACGUCAGAUUACACGGAAUGUUGGAUAAGCGAAGGUCAGAUAAACGACCCUACUGUAAAUGAAACAUUGUAAACUGCGCAACAAAGCUUAUAGAUGUAAAAUAUGAAAUUAUGUAGGAAACACCCAUUUAACACAAUGUCUACCAGCGCCGCUAGUAGAGCAAAAGGAAGUUGCCAGACCUGCCUACACGGCAGUGCGCUGAACAACCUGCAAGAUUAGUGAUUCUGUUAGCGAGUGUGAUGUCUUCCUAUCACUGUCAUGUUUGUGUACUACCACCUCGUGUAACUUUGCCAUUCACAAGGAAAGCAGAGCACAUUCCACCACAGCUUUCCUGUCAGUAAAACUGUCAGUCUGUGUCUGCACCUGUUUGCAGACAACCUGUAAGCCAAGUGCAGUGCUGUCCGAUCAUCACCGAGGUAGUCACGUUGGACCGGGGUUGACUCUCUUAUUCUGUGUUGUGUUCUGUUCGCUGUAGCUGUUGUUGACUGGUGAUACGACGGCUUCUGUUCAGUGUUCCGAUGCACUCAGCAUGUAGUGAUUUAUUUUUAGUAUGUAUUUAUAUGUGGCUGUGAAAAAAUAAACAGUUGCAUAACAUUCUAAUAAAUAAAAAAAAAUGGUUCUAGUUUCAUUGCUAAUACUUGUAGGUAAACUUACAAGAAUAAUUAAUUGACUGGUAAUGUUCCUGCCCACUUGAAAAAUCUACAAAUAUUAAGUUUUUAAAAUACAUUUGAUCUUUCAGAUAACUUACAGUAAUCGCAGCACAGCUGUUACAGUCUGAAUCAGUGUAAUGAACAGAAAAAAAUUUCAUCAAAAUAGUUGCAGCAGUUGGUUAUGUAUACGGUAACCCACAUGCAGAUGUUGAAAUUUUUUUCUCUAAAUACUCUUGUAUUCAUACUAAUUUUGUUUUGAUUAAAUAAGCUACUCAGUUACUUUGGAAAGUUGGAAAAAAAUGCAGAAAAAUUUUCUUUUGGAAGUUUGUUUUAUGUAUUGAUUACCAAUUUAUAAUGUUUAGUUAAGAUGCAAAAACAAAACCAGGAAUGUUAAUGUCACAAAAUAACUAACUAUGUAUUGGGCAUUAUUUUUUCACACUCAUAUCUCAUAUUUGCAUACUGUUUUGUUGGUGCUGGUUGUCUUCACGUAUCAGUGAGGACACGUAAAACGGACGAUACACUCGUUCCCAUUCGACCAGCGCUGGAUAGUUGGCCUUGAGAGCGAGCAUCAAGGAACACAACACCCUCUGUUCGUGGCUCAAAGUUGUGGCCAAGAUACAAGUAGAGUCUGUUAGUAUUCCAAAAAAUAUUUAAUAUUCUAUUAGAUAUUUCAAAUCAAAUAUUUUUUUUUUAUCAUUCGUUUUCAAUAUAUACAGAAAAUGGGAUUCAUUCACAAAAUAUUGUAAUGAAAGUGUUUAACAUGUACGAAGCCAGGAAGUUUUAUUGACAAAUUUGGAUUUGUUUUAUGCAACAUAGUAUGUACAGACAUGAUGUUAACGUGUAACAAUCUGUUAUUUUUAGAAUUUAAUCAGUUUAAUAAAAAAAAGUUAUCCAACUCACAAUGUGACUAGUUCAAGAAAAUGUGUUACCAGAUUUUCAUUAUAUUGUAUUUAGCAUAAUUUUUUUUUUACUCCUGUGACAUGGGGAAAAAUUUGUUCUUUUUGUUUCAAUUUUAUUCAAAAAAUAUUUGAUUGUCUUGAAUAAUUUUUUAUUAAUUCAAAAUUGUAUUGUUUUUUCAUAAGUCUAGCUAAAAGUUACACAGCAAAGAGACAGUUUUUGACUGUUUAAAUUGAAGCUGCUAAAUUUACACCCUAGAAAAAUACAUAUUAAAAUAUCAUAGUGGCGAGUAAAAUUUAAUCAUGUACUGAUGUUGAUGAUAGUCUAUGGAAAAAUGUUUGUUGCAUGAAACUGUGUUGUACGUGAUCCAUACAAUCUAAUUCUGCUAGUACAUACAAUCUCCUCUUCCUGUAACAUUAUUUUUAGUGUUGUGCGAGAUCUCGAACCUCGAGAAAAAUUUCGAGAAAUAUUGCAUUCUCGAACAGCGAGCGAGAAAAAUAAUUUCUCGAAAAAAAAACGAGAAUUUUUUUUUUGGUACCGGUAACAACUCAAUUUGGUAUGGAAACUAAAUUUGAUAUUGAUAGUUGUAUUUUUAUAUGUUUAACAUUACACACACACUGCCAUUAUUUUAGUUUAAAUGUUUUAAAAAUACCAAACGCGUCUGCCUGUUCGGACGAAAAAUGAUUUGGCAGAACACAAAAGCAAACAUGAUGCAAUCAUUAAGAGAUAUUAGACUAGCCGAUAGUCAACCAUCCAAAACCUUUAUCAAUAACCGAAACAGUGAAUAAAAUCUGUCAUAUGAAAUUCCAAUUUAUCCUGAAAGAAAAACUGCCGUAUUUAAUUUUUAAAUUACGUAAGCGUAAUACAUAAUAAAAUACGUUCGAACCUAACCUACAAAAUUGGUUUUGUUUACAUACACGUUAUUGCGGUAAAGUUAUUAAAAACAUUACCUUUAAUUUAGUCAUAACAUUUUGUUCGGUAAUGUUUAAUAGCAUACUGAAAUGUUGAUUAUUACGGCAAAAUACAAAAUUUACUUUUUAACGAACGAAAGGGAAUGGUGGUCAUGCUGCCAGCCGAGUCUGCUUCGCUGUUUCGUUUCUUAUUUCAUUUCCAAUAAAAGACUGCGCAAGUCAUUUGAUUAAAAUGGACUGGUGUGUAAAGGAAUGGAUUGAACACGCAGAACAAUUCACGCCCUUGUAUUACGUAAAAUUACGUGAAUGUGUGUGUUCAAACCCGUUGAAAAGGCAUCCCAUUUCCUUUUCCACCUUUUUUCUCUCAGUCGUAAGACGUCACAAGUAAUAAAUCCCGUCAAAGCCUCCCUAGUGCCUAGUUUUCAUUACAGUACCAGAGUUUCCCGUUUACGCUAGCUACUCUGCGGGUAUGAAUAAAUAAUGUGACGCCUGUAAAAUGUUAUUAGGAAUAUGAGAAUAAUUUCCUAAUACUGCUUUAUCUCUAACUGUGGCGUAACCAAGUGGAAAAAAAAAGUGUUGCGGGAAUAUAACAGUUUAACAGAAGUAAACUUUGUUGUCAAAUUAAACUUUGAUUUUUACGGUAAAAUGGAAGAUGUGGACAUAUCAGUGUGGCAGUAUUACACAAAAAGUGGCGAUAAGUCAACGGGAACCACAAUUAACAUGUUAGCUACUAGACUUUUACCUAAGUGAGUGAAUGUUUAUUUAUAAUUUAGUGUAGGCUUACAUAACGUGUGGUGCAUGUCAGUUGUGCACAGGCAACUAAAUUGACUUUCUAUAUGAUAAACAACAGUUUUAUGUACAGAACAAUAUAUUUUGAAAGUGAUAUCUACAGUAAAUCUUGAUUAUUUAAAAAUUUCUCAUUCUCGUCUCGUUUCUCGCGAGAAAAAUAUUUUCUUUCUCGAAAAUUUCUCAAGGCCUAAAUCUCAUUCUCGCACAACCCUAAUUAUUUUACUAACCAACCCCGUGAAUACAUUUGUUUAAGUGAUUAUUUAUCAUUGUUAUCGCUUUAUUUUUCUUGCAGGGAUAGUUCACAAACACACUUUUUUUUUAUUACUUUGACAUAUAGUGUUGGAAUGUUUCCUUAAAUAUUGCCCUUGUACUUUCACUUCUCAUUAUUGGUAUUUGAUAGGCCUGUGUGAAGUAUUCAAAUUUUCUAAUAUCAAAACGAAUAGUUUAUCAUUCAUAUUCGAUUCUAUUUCAAAUAUUAACACUUGGAAGAAACGAAUGUACAGUUGUUUAUGAAUACGGCUGAGCGGAAUCUUGAAAGAUUUUCUCGUUGGGCGGGGAAAAAAUUUCAACUGGAUGAUCGUAAUGUUUUAGGGUUAUUUAUGUGGAUUUUUUUGCUACAUCUGAACAUGUAAAUUUUGAGAAGACUAAUAUAGUAAAACUGAAUUUAACACAAUAAUUAGGGAACAUUACAAACACUCACAUUAUCAGCUAAUUCUUUUUAUGGAGAAGAGAGAGGUUGUUAAAAAUAUAUUAGAACUGACAGCAUCCUCAUAAGUAUAAAUACAUGUCCAUAAAAAUCAAAAACACUGCGCAGGUUGUUAAAGCUGACAGUUUCAUAACAGAGGGUAGAAACACUGCAUGACAGCUCUGCAAUUAGUCAUUCAGAACGGGGCGGUGAAGAGAAAAAACUUAUAGAUCUUGUGGAAAACAUCUAGUCGCAUACUCACAGCAGAGACUCCUAAAGUCUAACAACCUAUGACGACAAUUUUCUGGUGGAUAAUACACAGUGAACGACGACUGGAUACAGGCCCACACUCUCUCUCCUAGCUUAGUGACAGCUCAGGCAAUUAUCUUGCCACCUUGCAAACAGCUACUGUGUUUGUACGCUUAAGUUAAAAAAAGCCAAAAAAAUAUAGAAUCCAUAAAUGGUUAAUUUUCACAUAGUGAAAAAUUCAAACAAACAAGUUAUAAUUUUUUUUUUAGGCCUACAUCAUAUUUAACUAUAGAUUGAAACUGCUCACUGUACAUUAUUUUUAAACCCUCCCUCUUGAAGUUUCUUAACACAUACUGCAAUACCUUACAUAUUCUUUGAACUGUUUAUUUUUAGUAUUUUUUUUUUCAGAUCCUAAUUUACCAUGAAAAAUAAUUAUUUAUAUAUUUGCCUUUCGAAAUUUGAAUAUUUCAACAAAAUUUUACCUAUAGUAAUUGUAGCUGACCUAACCUAACCAACCUUUUGAUUUAGUAUUAUUUAUCUAAUUUCCCAGAAGCCACUAUAAUACACAUUUCUUUUUCUUUCAUAUAUAUUUGUUAUAUAUGGAAAAAAAAAUUGUGGGAUUCUAAUUCUUACUAUUUGAAUUCAAUAUUUGUAUUCAUAUAUGAUUUGAACUAAAAGAAAAUUGAUAUUCACACAGGCAGUGGCGGAUCCAGGAUUUUGGUUUGGGAGGGGCUUGACUCAGCUGAGGCUAGGCUUUAUCGAGGCAAACACUAAAACAAUAGUGGACCCAGAUGUUUUUGGAGGGGGCUUGAGCCCCUUAGCCCCCCCCUCUGGAUCCGCUACUGCACACAGGCCUAGUAUUUGAUCCUUCAAUCCUUAUUCUGUUUUAUCAGAUUCAAUACUCGAAGGUAGGUAUUGUGUAUCAGCUACUCCCGAGUACUGGAGUAAAGAAACUGUUAUUUAUUAGUGUAAAUUCAUAUGAUCGUGUAUAAGCAUUUACAAUUACAGAUAAUCACAAGACAGUACAAGUUCAGGCUAUGUUUGAAUUGAAUUGGUACAUUUGUUGUAAUUUGUGAUCUGGCAGUUAUCAGUUUCACUCUGAAAAGAAAGAAUGAUACAUGUAAAAUUAAAUAUUUAGAAAACUGUUUUGAAGUUUUUUUUUUUAAUAAAUCACUUAAAUGCUUCAAAUACAACUAUACUGAAAAUAUGUGAUUUUAUCAAUAAUGAGUUCCAUUGAAAUAAUUGUAAACAAUUAUUUGAGCACUGUAUCAUGCCUCAAAUCAAUUUAUUAUAGUUAUUUUGAUUGCCAUACUUAAUUUAUUAGUUCAAAAUAAUUCAAAAAAAUUAAUGGAUUUAUAUUAUAAAAGUUAAAUCCAACAUGGUGAAUUCGUAAUUUUGUAAGUUACUUUAAUUACCACAUAUGUAAAACAAAUUCACUAAAUGUUUCAUUAUUUUUGUACAAAUAAUCUGGUCAUUUUAGUAACGAAAUAUGUAAAUUCAAAUUCACCUGAAAUACUUGUAAUUGUGUGUUCGAGUGCUAUUUCUAGUGGCCAAAGGAGCUAAAAUAAUUCUAGCUUUAUUUUAAAAAAUACAUAUUCAUCACAUUCAACAAAAGUAACACAUUUUGUAUAAAUUUGCUGCAUGUUUUGUAAUGUGGCAAACAUUCAUUUGAUGAUUCAGUAUAAAAUAGUGUAAAACCUUCUAUAACUACCCUUGAAAUAAUGGAGUAUUAUCGUAAUGUUUUAAUUACAGUCAAAAUGGAAAGGAAAAAAAAAAUUUUUGUGAAGUAUGAAAACAUGUGUCAAUCCCAGCUAAUGCUUUAAGAAAAAAACUGCAUUAUAAACAUGAACAAUCUCAAUGAAAUGGUUUUUCAAGUUGUGAAAUAGGACUUCCCCACAAAUUUGUAAAAAUUAGUACUUUUCAUCCAGUUAAACAUACUCACUCCCAAUAAACAGAAUGAUUAAUGGAGGACUUGCAAUACCCACCCUCUGACGUCACGGGACACACACUGAGAAAGGUGGAACUCUGGGAAACAAAGCAAGCAGUCGCUGCCCAAUGCUGCAUGUGUCCGCAAGGAAGUAUUGAAUAUACUUCUGUUCAGGCGUUUAAAUAACACUUCUCACUUUUUUUUUUUUUUUUUUUUUAAAAAAACUUUGGAACAAUGGAAAAUAAAAGCUUACAGGUGUGAUCGCUCAAGUUCAAUUUUCAGUGCACAUGCGUGUGUGCUCAAAACACUUCAACAUCGCAUUGCAGAUUACAGAAAAUUGUGACAUUCAAUUUUUAAAGAAGAAUACAGUUCCCAGUACUAUAACAUUCACAUCAAAAACAAAAUUUAAUCUCCCCAUGCAGAAAACUUAAUUAGAGAUCAAAUGUAAGUAGACCUAUAACAUGAAAAGUGCUCAUGUCAUGUCUGAGAACUAUGUACUAAACAAAGACAGUUUCGUGUUUUUACGGGAUAAUAGCGUAUACAUCAGUAAAAGUUAAACGCUACAAGUGAGAUUAAAACAAUUUAUUUAUGCAAAUAGCAUAAAGGAUCUGCCACAUUCUCGCAAUCGUAUCUGUAACUGCUAUCUAAUUAGAUAUGAUACAACUCGGUGAUAGACAUAACAAGCGGAGCAAGAAAGUUUGCAAGGUUUGUACUUUUUCAUUUUCCUAGCCUUUUAUUAUACAGUGCAUAAGCUGUAUAAAAACAAGCUAAAUCAUGAAAAUUGUACAUUUUGACACCUGCAGGGUAGCUGCUUUUACUAAAAGUAGAGAUAAGUCUGAGUAUAUUAUUCAGUUCACUGUUAAAACAAUUUUAAUUAUUUUCUCUUUCAGAAUUUUUUUAGUUUUUUGAUAUCUCACAAUUUCCCUGGGCUUUAUUGCCUUCCCCUCUAUUAAGCAUUUCAGAAUACAGUAAGAAUUUUGAAACACAGUUUUUUGGGGGAAGUCACAAAAUUAGAAGUACCCAAAUAAUGUUCUUUGUAUUUUUUACCCCCUGGAAAGGCCGUGACUAUCCUAAAUUAGCUUAUCGAAUUAUAGAGUGUUUGCAAGUGCACAAUAAACAAGGGGUGAAAAAAAUAUAUAUAUAUUUAUUUUGUAAUAACAUGCGCUUCUCAGUAAACAAAAUUAGAGCAGGCAACAUUUAAUCCCAAAGUUAACAGUGGCAUUUCACCCACUUCCAGUCGUUCCUUUGCCAAAAGUAUCGCGCAAUCUACUUUGAUAUGCUAUUAAAGGUUCCAGCAUAUUCAUAUUUUCAAGGUUUAGCUACAAUGGAAGAAUCAAAAUAAACAGUUGGAAUCCAUCCAAUGACAGAAAAUAAUUAUCUCCGUAUUUGAUCAAAACUAGUCUUCCAAACAGUUUAUAUAUAAUCUUUUGUUAUCAAGUACUUGUAUUAUCAUGCUCAUCUGUCUGGGAUUUCUUUAGAAGUUAUUAAUUAUUAUUAAAUACAAAAAAACUGCAUUUUAGAAAAAGUUGUGUAUAUUUUGUUUGUUGAUGCAAUGUUAGGUGGUAUAAAUAAAAUCAGUUCACUUGUUGGUGAAUGCAUUGCACAUGGUCACAUUACACAUGCCAAGUUUGGGUUCUGUGCUGUACAUAUUGAUCUACCUGUAAAAAUGUUGAGUACAGUGUUUAUUUGGGCUGUACUUUAAGUACAUACUACACUGCUGUGAGUAGAGAGCUCCAAGAAAAUUAUUUUUCAGAAACAUCAAUUGUACAUAGUGUUUUGUGUCUUUGUUUAGUUAACUGUGUACUAAUCUGCUGUCAGUUUUGGACAGAAUAUAAUCAUUGUAAAUUUUUUGUAUAUUGACUAUAAAAUUUGCUAGGGCGUAAGUAUUGUAUACCUAAAAGAGCUCAACAUUCCACGUGAAGAGACAACGCAAGGCAGCUGUUCUGGGUUUGAGCUUAACUGUGUGCAGUUUGAAUUGAAACUUUCCUUUCUGUUGGUCAGGUUUUUUUUUUUCUUUCCAGUCACUGAGGUUUGCAUUAUGCUGUUAAAGCUAUACAACAAAUAAUUAAAACAUUUGUAAAAAAAAUGUUUUACAGUAUUUUUCACCCUUAAAAGUUAUUAAUGAAAUAGUAAUUCAGCUGUAAGUUGUCUUUUGGCAGUUCUUGGAAUACAUGUGCAUCUAACCAAAAUAACAUCUGUUCUUAACAAUCAUGUAUUAUUUGUUAUUGAAGCAGUUUCUCGGUGUAGAAAACAAUUUAUAUUUUAGACAUGUGGCCUAUGUAACAAAUGUCUGUUGAUUUGGUUGCAAAGUGUUGAACCCAAGGUGUUGCAUAUUUUGUAAACAGUUUCCAGGUAAAUUGUUACAGAAUAUUGUUGAAUUGUUUCACAUUUCACUGUUAUCUAUGUUCACUUGUUUUGUACAUUAUCCUUUCUGUUGUUUUCCCCCACCCUUUAGAGGGAAUUAUACAUAGUUUAUUGUAAAUAUGUACCUGUGUAUGUGUUCAUACGGUCACUACCUCUGUAGGCUUCUGUACAUUUGUCCUGUUGGAGGAGAGUGGUUACUUUAUUUCUGCAUAAAAUAAAGAAAUUUAACAUUAACUUUGUCAGCUGAUCAGUUUAUUACUGGAUUGUUUCGUUGAAACAAACUUGUCUUCAUUCCGGCUUCCUGCACUAGUACUCACAUGCUUGGCCGGAAAAAGUUUUUCUUUUCUUAUUCAUUUUCUUUGUAAAGUGUCUGUAACUUGCACAUUUAAAAUAAACACUUGGAAUCAAAGUGAAACUGUACACUAAUACUACAGUACAUAAGAAAACAUGCAUUAAAUUGUCAGAAAAUUUAGAGUGCAAAAUAACUUGAACUAUUUUAUGCAUGUAUUUCACACUUGAUAAGCCAUCAAAUGAUGUUAUCAAAAUGUUUUGUCUGAAACACACCUCCCCCUCCCCUUCCCCAAGUGAGAAUGUUUUUUCCCACCAAAAAAAACAACAUUCUCACGCUGUCAAAUGUUUCUCCCACUUCUUUGACGAGCAGAUCUGGGCUCUCACUGUAGCUACAUUCUGAAAGAAAAGAAACAAUUUUCAUACUUUUUAUAAAUGAAGUUUUGCAAAUAAAGUGUUAGCAAGAUAAUGAAAUAAUAAAAAUUAACAGCAUAGAAUGAAGUAUGAGGUCGAAUAUGGAGAGAAGGUUUUGUGCUGACGAAGGUGUCGUAAUUCAGAGUUGAAAGUGUCUGCAAGUGUCUUCACUCAAAAUUUGUAUUUUGAAAAGUUUUGUAAUGUUGAAACAAGUGAAUGUAAACAUACUAUAUAUCUUAAUAAAAUUGUACACAGUAAAA
Molecule: messenger RNA, 18663 nt
Organism: Bacillus rossius redtenbacheri
Lineage: Eukaryota; Metazoa; Arthropoda; Insecta; Phasmatodea; Bacillidae
Exons: 13
Coding region: 459-6665 (2068 amino acids)
Biological process (GO): regulation of transcription by RNA polymerase II
Cellular component (GO): nucleus
Molecular function (GO): zinc ion binding; DNA-binding transcription factor activity, RNA polymerase II-specific; RNA polymerase II cis-regulatory region sequence-specific DNA binding
Source: RefSeq, a predicted model, not a curated record